GCUCCCUCCGUCCCCGUCUCCGUCUCCGUCUCCCUGGUUCCCGGGGGCUGUUUCCCGGCUCAGAGCGCAGCCGACCCCCGCGACCGGCGUCCCCCGGCGUCAGGGGGUCUCCCCGGAGCGCCCCGCACCCGCAGGGUUUGUCGGAAACCGAACAGUGUAUACAGAACCGUGUAACUAGCACACACUGGAUUUGCUGCUUCCAAAUGCCUUCGCCGUCAUGCUUUGAUCCCAGAAAUUCUGAAGAUCAAGUCUCAAAACGCUGCUAAGUUGGCUGUGGGCGUCCCCAUGGGGGACCCGGGCCCCCGCCGCGCGACGCUGGUGUCCCGCCUGCCCAUCUUCCGGAGGAGCCUCAGCCGCCACGCGACGCUGCCCUCGUGGCCCUCGCCGGGGCCCGGCUCGUCCCCGUCCAGCAGCACCAACUCCAGCUCGGGCAGCAGCGGGAAGCGCCGCAGCAUCUUCCGGACGCCCAGCAUCAGCUUCCGCGCCAAGAAGGAUGCUGCGGGCCUGGGUACCACGGGCGGCGGCAGCGCGCCCGCGCGGCCGGGCUGGGACGACGGGGCGGCCAAGGGCCAGGGCCGGGCGCGGGCGGGCGCGGGGGGCGGCUCCCGGGGGUCCCGGCGGCUGCCCCGCUCGCUGACCGAGGAGCUGGGCCGGGCCCGGGACGCCCCGGGGGGCAGCAAGAGCGUCUUCAUGAACUGCCUGGGCGCCGCGGGCCCCAGCGAGGGCGACGACUCGGGCUUCGCCGAGGAGCGCGCGCAGCGGCCGGCGCGCGCGUCCAGCACCAAGAAGCUGCUCAGCAAGUCCUUCUCGUCGCACUGUCGCCUGUCCAGGCCGGCCCCGCCGCCCGCGCGGCCCCCGCCCGACGCGCCCGCGCCCCCCGACAGCUGCCCGCUGCCCCCCGCCGCCGCGCGCUCCCCGCUGCCCUCCGCCGACCUCACCACGGCGCCCACGCCCUCGGACUUCCUCACGCCCAGCGAGGGCUCGCUGUCCGACGCCGAGGCGCCGGCCUCCCCCCCCGGGGACCCCCCGCACGACCGUCCUACCUCGCCUGGACCCAGCCGGCCCGACAGCCCCGACGGCGCGGACCCCCGGCCCUGCGCCCCGGCCGCCGCUGUCCACGCCGAGGACGUGUCCCCGCACCCCGCCCAGCCCGCCGCUGCUGCUGCUGCCCACGCCCACGCCCAGGGCCCGGAGCACCCCCCGCCCGCAGACGCGCACGCAGCCCCCGGGGGCGCCCAGGGCACCCCCAGGAAGCCCGGCCUGUCCGAGGCGCAGCGAGCCGGCGCCGACCACCCCCGCGGCAGAGGGAGCCACCCCGUGUCGGAGUCCAGGACCAUCCCCCCCGCCCGGGACCCUCCUCCGUGCCACAGAGCCGCGUGUGGGUACGACCCGAACCCCGCCAAAGUUCUCGCCAGCAGCCUCAGCCCCUGCCGGGAGGGCCGGUUCGUGGAGCGGCGCCUGCGGUCCUCGUCGGAGGGCACGGCGGGCAGCGGCAGGCCGGGCUGCAGGCCCCGCGAGGCCGGCGCCGGGGAGGACCCCGGGCUGCGGAAGCAGAGGGCGGACUCGGCGGGCUCGGCUGCGUCCCAGAUGAACAGCCUGGAUGUUUUGAAUAAUUUGGGAUCUUGUGAACUGGAUGAAGAUGAUCUAAUGCUUGAUCUGGAAUUUUUAGAGGACCAGAAUCUUUAUCCUCCCGUUUGCCGGGAGGAUUCCUACCAUUCUGUGGCCUCAUGCGCGGGGGUCGUUCUUGCUCCUGUGGAGCCCACGGGAGAGAUGAAGAAAAGAGAAGAACUCAAGCCCCCUGAGCCUUCCAGACAGAACCUGUCACUGAAGCUGACCAGAGAUGCCGACCAGGAAGCCAGGUGCGCCCAUGCUGGCCACGUGCCCGGGAGCCCGGCCCCGGACCGUGCCGUCGGGGGCCCGGAGGAGAGCGGCGGCCUGGACUCGCUGCCCUUCAGGCUGAUGCUGCAGGACUGCACGGCCGUCAAGACGCUGCUGUUGAAGAUGAGGAGAGUGCUGCAGGAGAGCGCGGAGCUGAGCCCGGCACGGAGCGCCUCGUCCCUGCCCGUGAGCCCCCUCGCCGAGGAGCCGUUGCCUUUCCAGGACAUGAUGAAAGAUGAAUGUUCCGUGCUGAAGCUGCAGCUGAAAGAGAGGGACGAGCUCAUUUGCCAACUUCAGGAAGAGCUGGAAAAAGUCCAGCAUUUACAGAAGGCUUUUGCUUCAAGAGUAGAUAAAUCCACUCAGACUGAAGUUCUAGGCUAUGAUGGUUUGAAUCUGAAAAGACUGGACUCCGUACAAGGAGGGAGAGAGGCUACCUAUCGAAGCCGAAUUGCGAGCCAAAGCCUCAGCUCAAGGGACAGAAAGGCAACGCUUACUCCUACAGAGGACCGCUGUAGGCACGCGGCUGCUGACCAGGGGGGCCCCCUGCCCCCCAGGGCCUGGCCACUACCCGGCGUCUGUCUCAGCGGUGUCUUGAAGGACAAGGAGCUGGUGGACGUCCUCAAGCACCCGCGAGGGGCUCCUGAGACCCCGGGCAUCACCCAGAACUCCUGGACCACUGGGCCACGCAACGCCCUCAAGUCCACGGCGAAGGCAGAGGAGUUCUCCCUGUUCCCAGAGAAGCCAAAGGACCACGCCACUGUUGCUGGACAGCCCUCCCCGUUCACCGGCAGGUUCGGCCAGCCGCCCCGGGGGCCCAUCUCCCUGCACAUGUACAGCAGGAAAAACGUCUUCCUCAACCACAGUGUACACACCGCCGAGCUGCAGGCCCUGGGCCAGCAGGACGGGUGAUGGGUCCCUCGGGCCAGGAUGAAGCCGGUCUGUGUCAUGUGCAUCCUCACACGUUAAAGGGUCAUGUUUCUUCUCCUUAUUUUUCUAUUUGUAGUUGCGGACAAAGAAGUGGAUACCUUUAUUUUAGAAUGAGGGUUCAAGCAUGUAAAGGGAGUUAGAUCGAAUUGCCUUGGAUAUUUUAUUAUAUAUACACGCCUACAUCUCUAUACUAAAAAUGGAGCCAUCUUGCUGGUUUAUAUAGUCCAUAGUUUAUUUACUUUCUACAAUUUUCAGUCACACAUGUGCAUUGGAAUCGCAUUCGUUAUCAAAUAGCACUCUGUUUGCUUCAUGGUAUUCCCGUGGAAAUAGAUGUGAGGGGUAGCAGACGAAGGGAUUGUAAAGAAUUUUAAAUUGCAUAGUUAAUAGGGGGAGAGGAUGGAUUGAAUAUCUUAUAUUCGGUUGUAUAUUCAUUUGGAGGAUGAGUUUGUUUGAAUGUGAACAAGAGAGAAAUUUCUCUCUCUUUUACAUAUAGCCAAGCGUAUCCUGUCAUACUCUUGAAAGAGAAAUGGCUGUCUUUCAUCCUCUAAUUUCCAGUUCACACUAGUUCACAAGGGAUUUCAGACUGAGUAAUUGCUAGCCAAAUACAGAAUGACAAUGUGAUCUUUGAAGAAUUUUACUUUCGUUUUUCUGGAAUUGGUAUUGAAGUACCAGGAUGUUGACAAUGGGGUCAUAAUGUUAGUUUAAUUUUGUCAAACCAUCCAAGGGAAAUAACAUAUUUCUCUCUUUAAGUCAUGGCCAUGGUAUUAUCAGCAUACUGCUAAAAAUGGGCAGAUAGGAUAUUCUGAGAAAAAUCUUCUUUUCUUUUCUUUUAAAAACACUUACUUUUAAGUCUACGUCCAACUUCACUUUAAAUACAUCAACCCACACCCAUAGAUGAUGAAUAGAGGAACAGAAUGUCGAUUUCUUGGUAUCCCAGUACAUAAUAUAUCAAUGAUUCUGUAACCAAGAUUUAGAGGAAGCAAUAUCAUAUAUGUGAUAUUGUCCAUAUGAUUUUAGCAGUAAAUCGCUAAUAGAAGUAUUGAAAACUCAUUUGAUGGAAAUACUUGUCUUUAACAAAUAUGGUCCAACAUAUUUUAUGGCAAAAUGUACAUGAGAUAGAACAAUAGAUAUAAGUUAAAAUGUCUUUAUUAAUAAUGGAGCUGUACACUGUGAUAAGAAAAAAAAUAAGAACAGUAAAAUCAGGCCUAUGGUAUUCUGAUGAAAAGGCAAAAAGUAGUAACUUUAUCCACAGUGGAUAUAGUCCAUGCAAAUUGAAAUUGUCAUCCUUGCUGUAACAUCUGUUUCCCUUGCCUUCUCCACUAAAUAGAACCCGUCUGCAAGUGCAAAUAAAAUGAAUAAAGGGAAAUGGAGAGGGCAGCUUUGGCGUGGCAUCUGACUGACCUCCUUCAGUCAAAGCUAUGUACAGAUGCACCUCCUGAUACAGCAACAUUCUUAGCUCUGUGAUUUGAGAAAAAGCCACCAGAGUACCCCCACCCGAACCCUUAGCUUUACCUCUUAAAAUGGACAAAUUUCAAACUUUGAUUAGAAUUGAUAAAGAGUCUAAUGAACUGGUAAUUUUGUUUUUCCAAAGGAAGCUCCAUGUGCAUUAAGAUGGAUGUCAAAUGUCUCCUUUCUUUAUAUAUUUGUAAUUUUGCCAAAAGAGAACAAUACAUGCUGAAAUUUGCAGGGCUUAAUGACACUGCUGUCCCGGGUUCCCACGAUCCUUUGGGAGCUAUAAUAUUCAUGCUGAUAUACAUUAUGUACUGGGAAAUAAUUAAGAAAUCAUAAAAAUAGAAAAGUCACCAUUACUAAUUGUGAAAUUCAGCUUGAUUUGUCCUGAAGGUUGGUAUGUGUGGCUAGAGUACUUGAACUCUGUAAAUAAAUUAGCAUGAGAAUAUUAUCAAGGUUUUUCCCAGGAUAAGGAAAAGCUAUGUAUCACAAAGAAUGUUUUCGAUUUGGGCUUUGGAGUUUAUAGUUUUGUUUUCCUGAUAGGCUUUUGAAUUAUACUUUGUAAAAAAAUAAUCUAUUUAAGAAAAUCUUUCAAUUAAUAGACAUUUUAAGAGACAUUUUGAACAGUGGUAUUUUCUUGAGAAACCUUUUUUAAAGCUGAAACAUUCAAAAUGAAAACCUGGAUUAAACAGUUCAAUUUUAAAAGGAGGAGUAUUUUUUGGAAAUAUCAUCUUGAAACUGUUUUAUAUCAGUAUUUUAAACAUUGUUAUAAUAUUAUUUAUAAUACUAAGUGUAACUCAGGCCCGGAGAAAGUGUAAACCCACUCUGUUAAUGUUUAUCAAUAACUGUAAAACAGGGGUUCUUUGGAAGCACCUCUUGUGUAUUUAUAAUAACUAAUAACAAUGGCCUAUGGGCAUUCUUUCAGUGAAUUGAUUCCUUUGUACUAAAAUCUCUAGUUUUCUAAGACAGUUCCACAUAUAAAAGAAUGAUUUAUACAUUUCUCCAAGGCAGUACAUAUCCAAAGACAUAACACCGGGGGGAAAAGUGCUGGUUUUUCCGACGGAAACAGUGGUGUUUUUCUUUGUCUUUAUUCCGUGCAUGUAUUAUGUGUAGCUAAGCCUAAGUAACUCUGUAAAAAAGUUUCCGUUGCAAAUUUUCUCUUCUGAAUUUUCCACAUGUUUUAAAGGACACUCACGAAGGAAACUCUGUUUCUACCUGAAAUAAACUGUUCCCAAUUUUGUAACUAUUGGAACAGGUAACUGCAUUUCUAUGAACUCAAUAAUUUUUUUCAACUAAUUUUAUACGCUACCAGAGUCACAGGGAAACUCUGAAUUAUCUCACAAACUAUUUUUUUGCUUCUUUGUAGCCCCUUAGACUUCCUGCAACUGCCAUCAGAAACUGUAGCUGAAAUGCAAAGGUCUGGAUUUGCUGGUAUAAAUACACUCAGGGUAAGAACCUAGAGUCACACACCACCCAGUUAUUUUUGUUCCUUUUUGAUGGAUACACAAAUACAAAAGCAAACCUAUAAUCACUAGUAGGUUAGCAUUCCAAUACUUACCUAUCAAAAUAAUUUAAGUAUUGUCAUGAUCAAUCCUAGUCUAUGACUUAAGAAACAUACAUGUCGACUUGUAUUUCCAGCGUUAUUAUUUUAUGCGUCACUAAACUUUUAAAAAUCACUUAAUUCUAAACAAAUUUCUCACUUUUUCUAUAGAUAAACACAUACAUUCUUUCUAACAAAGAGUAAGCCUUCCCCAAAGUGAGCUAAGAAUUUUUUUAAUCGGGGACAGAGUGGUACAGCCCGUAGGACACUUGCUUGCACACGGCCCGCUUGGGUUUGAUCCCUGGAACCACAUAUGAUCCCUGCAGCUCACCAGGAGUGAUCCUGAGAAUCACUUGAUGUAGUCCAACCUCCUCCAUCAAAAGAAUUUUUUGAAUCUUAAAAAAAACUUUAAAUCUUGUAUUUAAAUCCCAUAUCCCCAAGAUAAAUGAUCACAGUCCAAUAGUCUCCCAGAAACCUUCUAAGCAAAUUAUCCACGAAAAAUUAAAAGCAACUUAUUGGAUAAUGAGUAUUAUUUCUCCACAGUCACUAUUUAUUUUCUUAUUGUCAAUAAGCCCUACCUAAGAUAUUACAGGGAUAAUUUUAAAUACUGGUUCAAUCUUAAAUAUGAUAAAUAUAAUUUAAACUUUUGACCCACAUUUUCGUAUUGACUCUUAUGUCAUUCUCUCUGAAGUAGGAAAUACUUUAAAAUUGGCCUUAGAACUCUCUUACGAUAUCUGUAAAUCAACGUGAGAAAAUAAAGGAGGUCACUGUAGACCACCACUUCCAAUCAUGUAUGGACAGCAUUGCCCAUGAGCAAAAACAUAUUCACCCAUGAUGUAUCUGUCUAAAUUAGCAAUGACUCAUAUUCAUCCUACCAAGAUUGCAACACGUUAUGGAAUUUGGCUCUACUUGAAAUUAUUGUCAGGUCUUUGAGGCACUGUAAUUUGGGUGUUUUUAUUCAAGAAAUAGUUCAAUCUCACAUAUAUUCCUUGGCAACUUAUUCCGCCUAAAAUUAAACUCUUUGUUUCAUUAAUUUCCCCAUGUACUGUAUCAUGCCAUCUCUAGCACAUAUUCAAGUAUAUGACAGAAAUGAUAGAACAUAAAAAUUAGUUGGGAUGUAACUAUUUUAAAGCACUAUAGUGAAAAAGCAAAUUGCCAACUAUCAACCACACUCAUUAACAAACUUCUUUAACAAUAUACUUGAAUAUUACCAAGAUUUAAUUUUUUAAGUCUUAAUGUUUUUUUUAUUUUACCAGUUGUGGGAACCACAACCAUACUCAUAAGCUGCUUGCAAUCAUCUUUUGAUUGCCAAGGCACCUCUGUAGUUCCAAAGAGUGCAACUGAAAAAUUAAAAAAAUCAAUUACAUACCUUUCCAACUGUUUUACCUCUAAAAGAGAACUUAAGAAGUCCACACUAUCUAUAACCUGAAUUUCAACAGAAAUUGUUGUACAAUAAAACUAUUAAUCACCAAGGCUUUCUUCACUAGAAAUGUAAUGUAGAAUGUGGCAUCAAAAAAUACAGAAUCUUGAGAAGAAAGCAUUUAUUAUUCAAGAUGAUCUCAUAUCCUUGCAAACAAUUGGUAAUAAUGUUCAGAAAUAAUUUAUGUAUUUUUAAGAUGGUCAAUAAUGUGUCUGAUAAAUUAAAGCACACAUUAAAUGAACCCACAUUUGAUGAAAUAAUUGAUAAAUUAUUUCUUCCAUUUAUUGAAGAUAUUGAUGUGAAGGAAUUUUAUAUAUUUUGUUGCCUUAUACCCAGUUUUAGAAUAACUUUUACAAAAUUAUCAUAAUUUUUACAAAAUUAUCAUACAUUUAGCUAAGUCAAAAUAAAGCUUACAGUUUAUUUGGAAUUUCCUAAAUAUUUAGAAUCAGUUAAAAUUAAAUGGGAAAUACAAUUAAUUUCUCAUAAGAUUUAAAAGAAAAUACUACCUGCUUUUUAGUUAUUCAUAUAUAUACCUAAAAAACAUCUGAUGACAUAUAAUACUACAAUGGUUUAUUUCUUCCAAACUUUUGUCUUCUAAACUCAAAGAAACUUUGAAUAUUUUGCUCAAUCUUAUUGUUAGGGAAGAAAUUAUUUCAUGUAUUCUAUUAUAUAUGGAUUUUGUGUUAUCAACACUUCAGGUAAUGUUUUUCAUUCUCCAAAACUAAAACUUAUAAAGAGAAAAAAUUGAAAAUUUCCCUGAAAAAAUGCAAUUUUAUUAAUAUGAAUGCAUAAUAUGAUUUCUUUGUGACUCUUGAUUUCUCAAGAAGGGCAGUGAUUCAAUUUAAUGGGAAUUUUAUCAUUUGACUGAAUAUUCUGAGAGAAGCUCAAUAGACUUAAGCAUGGCUAUUAGAAAAAUAUGCAUAUUUCUUUGCGAAUAAAUUUUACA
Sorex araneus (European shrew) is the source of this 8160-nucleotide messenger RNA. It is a transcript of the gene CCSER1, whose product is annotated as coiled-coil serine rich protein 1. Lineage: Eukaryota; Metazoa; Chordata; Mammalia; Eulipotyphla; Soricidae. The record is from RefSeq and is a predicted model, not a curated record. The coding region runs from base 286 to 2787 and encodes 833 amino acids. The transcript is spliced from 12 exons.